Molecule: messenger RNA, 3646 nt
Organism: Actinia tenebrosa (Australian red waratah sea anemone)
Lineage: Eukaryota; Metazoa; Cnidaria; Anthozoa; Actiniaria; Actiniidae
Product: far upstream element-binding protein 3
Molecular function (GO): RNA binding
Source: RefSeq, a predicted model, not a curated record
GUGUUUUUCCUUCAAUACUUUCAACAUGGCGGACGGUGUGGCUUAUCAAUCAGUUCCUCCACCUUCGGGCUCUUCUGAAGCUAGCACAGCCUUUGCUGAUGCUUUAAAACGAGCAAAAGAGAUCGCCGCUCGAAUGGGAACGGCGCCUCAAGGUAGUGACGGAUCUUCAAACGUUCCUUAUCAAGAAACUCCCGCUGACCAAGUUAGAAAAAGACCUUAUUCAGACGAAGGAGAAGAGCCACAACCAAAGAAAAUGUUAUCGGAGGGUGGUAUGCCAUUAAUGGAUGGUAAAGAYCCUAAAUCUAUCGCUUUACAAGUAGCUGCAAGUAUUGCUCAAAGGGCUGGCCUUGGUUCCAUGCUGACAGAAGAACUUAAAAUCCCAAAUAAAUUUGUUGGUUUAGUUAUUGGCAGAGGUGGAGAACAAAUAAACAAACUUCAGUCAGAAACUGGGGCAAGAAUACAAGUUGCUCCAGAUCCACCGAUGGGAAUUAUGCCACCUCCAGACAGAGCUGUAACAAUCAGUGGAUCCAYCCAGGCUGUUGAUAAAGCAAAGGCACUCUUACAUAGAAUUUGUGAAGAAGGCAAGAUUCCAGAUAGUCUGAUGUCUGUACCUGUUGUAGCACCAGGAGAAACUGUAUGUGAAAUGAUGAUUCCUGCUAGCAAAGUUGGACUUAUCAUUGGUAAAGGAGGAGAAACUAUCAAAAAUUUACAGGAAAGAGCACAGUGCAGAAUGGUGAUGAUCCAAGAUGGACCCUAUUCKAAUGCUCCUGAGAAACCUUUACGAAUCAUGGGGGAUCCUACGAGAUGCCAAAGAGGCAAGGACCUUGUAACAGACCUUCUUACAGAGAAAGAAYUAGAGCAAAUAAAGCCUCCAGUUGACAUCCAUGGAAGAAGACCGCAUCAGGAGACAGGAUAUGGGGGCGGAGGAGAAGUACUAGAGAUUCCUGUUCCCAGAGAUAUCGUCGGGUUUGUUAUUGGUAAAGGUGGUGAAACUAUCAAACGAAUACAGGCWGAAUCUGGUGCUAGAGUACAGUUUAGUCCAGAAUCUGACAACCCUCAGAGUCCAGACAGAAUAGCAACAGUACAAGGAACACAGGAACAAAUACAACAUGUAGAAUCAACAAUAAAAGAUAUUAUACAACAGUCUCGUCAACGUGGUGGGCCACCACCCAAAGGACCUCCCCCCAACAUGCCAGGAGUAAAGACUGUAGAGGCACCAGUACCAGGAAACAAGUGUGGCCUUAUCAUUGGAAAAGGUGGUGAAACUAUCCGACAGAUUAUGCAACAGUCUGGGGCACACGUUGAACUUAACAGAAAUGUCCCAGAGAGCUCACCAACCAAGUACUUUGUGAUUAGAGGCACCGAUGCGCAAAUCCAGCAAGCACAGAAUUUGAUCAGAGAAAAAGUCGAAGAUACUCGUGGUGGUGGUUCUGGAAGAGGUCGUGGAGGUGGUAACUAUGGUGGUAACCAAAAAUGGAAUCAGAAUCAAAACUCCAACUGGAACCAGCAGCAGCAACAACAGCAGCAGCAGCCACACCAACAGCAGUCGUGGUCAGGCGGAGGGGGUAAUAGUAAUAAUUAUCCUUAUGGUAAUCAACAGCAGUAUGGACAGCAAGAUUACUCACAGCAACAAUAUGGACAACAACAGUUUGAACAGCCAGGCCAGCAAGUGGCUCAACAAGGCCAGCAAGGAGCUCAAGGUGGGCAGCAAGACUAUGCUGCUGCUUGGGCAGCUUACUAUCAACAGUAUUACCAGCAACAAGCUGCCGCAGCUGCUGCAGCAGGAGGACAAGCACCUGGACAACAACCACAAGCUGGUGGACAACCUGAUUACACAGCCGCAUGGAACCAGUACUUCAAAGCACAACAGAACUAUUAUCAAUACCCAUACCAGCAAGGACAACAACCUGGACAGCCUGGACAACCUGGACAGCAUGGACAACCUGGACAACCUGGACAACAACAGCCGCAACAACCACAAGGUGGACCGGGAGGACAACCACCAUCAUCACAGUAAUGGCACGAUAAUCGGAUGUCAGGAAGUACGACGCUCAUCGCUGGACUCUCRUCUUUGUAUCUUGUUCUAGUGGUGCUAUUCUUCAUUCUUGUUUCAAGAGUCUGGUUUCAAUGGAUGAAUCACUAUUGCUUCAUAAAAUGCCUCAUUGAUGUGAAUAGAUUUAUCGUAGUUAUUGUACCAGUGAUUCAAUGUCAUAUUUUUAACUACUUGGGAUGCACUGCAGCUUAAUAUAAUCUUUUUUUAUUCCUGUGCGCUGGCCAAAAUGUUCCAGAUGAAAUGCAUGAUGAUCGUAGCCUUCCUAUGACGUCAAGGUCAUUUCCAGAUUAUGUGUAGAAGAAACUGCUACUCAUUUAGGAUUACUAUUGCAUUCUAUGUCAUUUUAUACUACUCUAAAUAAUAUGCAUAAGAUUGAAACCUUUGAACUUGUAAUCUUCAUAAUUAUCAACGUGUAUGUCAUUGCUUGUGGUUUUGCAUCAACUGUAAUAUUGCAUUUCAGGGCUGUCUGCUCAAUACAUCCUCAGAUAAGUACAUGAUCUUAUAAUCAGUGAUUUCAUUAUUUUUGCUACAUUAUUAAAAAAUAAUACUUAUAAUCAUCAUGCAUUUUCACUCUAAAUGUCGCUCACCAUUUUCUUCUCAUUCAUGAUGUGAUUUCAAACUUUUUUCCAAAAUCCAGUUGUAAUUUCUUAAUUUAUUGAAACAUUCUCUUUCAUGGUUCUAUUUAAUCAACCAGCUGUUGAUCUUUUAAGCAUUUCAGUGAUCAAGUCACACACUUUGGUCAGCAGAGUGAAAAGGCUGUAUAAAGCGACCAAUGGUGGGUCUGUAGUACCUAACCUUAUUGAUUUUGCUUGUGACUUUGUUGCUUCAGUUUACAGAUACUGUCUGAGAAUAGUUCUUUGAAAACUAUUGGACAAUYGUGAGUUGAUAUCAUUGCCAACUUUCUUCUUUUUUUAUUCAAAUGYCAUUAUUUAAACUGUAGAUAUGUUCUAAUGCAGAUCUCAGAAUAUUCUUUCAUUCCUGAGCAGGAAGUAGGCAAUUUUUCUGUCCUUAAAGACCUGUUUAUUGAUGCUUGAUCUUUUGACAUGUUUGCUUGCUGCUCUGUUAAAUGAUAUUUGUCUUUCCUAAAUCUAUACCCGCCUUGCUAAAAUAAUGUUUAUCACUGAGUAUUGUUUUAUUACCAAUUAUAGAUAUAUAUCUAUCAAUUAUUAUAUCUGUAGACUUUAUGACAUUUUAUAUUAUUGUCGUGAUACAAGUUUGAGGUCAUUUUUAUGCUAUACUUGUGUUAAUAACAUAAUAGUUAUGAUCUAUAUAUUACCUUUUGUUAGUUUUCUCGUCAUGAAUUACUUUCUAUCUAGACCAUUCAUAUCGUGUUUUUCACUAGUAGGGCCAGUACACAGUGGAACAUGGCUGUAAGUAGCACCACUAUACUUCCUGCACAACCCUACAAUCAUGUCUUUAUAGCUUUACUAGUCAUGCUUUUCACCCAUACUUUGAACCAUCUGUUUUUAUGUGCCAGUGUUAUUGCAUAAUAUUUUCUUUUACAUGUAUUUAUAUUAUAAUUAUAGAUUUUAGACCAUUUGUUUAUGUUAACUUAAGAAGAAAAAUGCCUAUUAAACAGACUAUUGUGUCCCA